AUGAGUUAUAGUUACUUGCCCGAUCACCUGAAAUCAUGCUUCCUUUCUAUGGUAGCUUUUCCGGAAGGUUUUGAGGUUGAAACUCAUAGAUUGAUUCAAUUAUGGGUUGCUGAUGGUUUUCUAAGGAAUGAAAGGGUCAAAAGCUUGGAAGAAAUUGGAAAAGAAUGGCUGGAGGAUCUUAUUAGUAGGAACUUAAUAAUGGUUAUAAAACGGAGACUCAAUGGCGAGAUGAAAACAUGUGGCGUUCAUGAUCUGGUGCGCGACAUGAUUUUAAGACAAGCUGAAAAAGAGAAGUUUAUGCAGGUAACCAGAAUUCAUAAAGUCAUAAGAAAAUUCAAUGAUUCUGCUUGUAAGCCUUAUAUUCGUCGUUGUAGUUUCCAUUCAACCAUUUCUCCGAGUGAUUGCUGGAAUUCAUCCUCUAGUUUCACCCGAACUUUAUAUUUAUUAAAUGGACUAAAACUUGUAUCGCCCCUUUCUAAACAAGUACCUUUUUUAGCGCGCUUCAAACUUCUAAGAGUGUUGGCAAUCCUUCAGUAUACUUUCCGAGAAUUCCCUCUCGAGUUAACAAAAUUAGUACAUCUCAGAUACCUUGAAUUCAACUGUUAUGAUGAUCUUCACAGGUCAGUGUCCGAGCUGUAUAAUCUGCAAAACUUGGUUUUUGGCGGACACUCUAAUUUACCAGUAUCGGAUAUCUGGAAAAUGAAACUUUUGAGGCAUCUUCAGGUAAGAAAGAUCUCUUCUUUUCGUGUUCCAUCGAGUAAAGAAGGGUCCGGUUACAAGCUACAAAAUCUCGAGGGACUUUCAGAUAUAAGUAUUUCCUGUUGUACUAAGGAAUUGUUUACUGGUUUUCCCAAUCUAAAGAGGCUGAAAAUUCAUGGCGCUUGGGCAGAAUGCAGGAGAGAUAUGAUUUUCCAGACGCUAAAUAACCUUUCGUGUUUAAAUAAGCUUGAAAUAUUGAAGAUAAUCUGCUCCAGAAAAUUAUACCCGCACCUUCUCCCAAGUAAGUAUGCUUUGCCUACAUCUCUGAAGAGGUUGACAUUAAGAUGUACUUAUUUACCAUGGGAAGACAUGGCUAAUAUUGUAACACUGCCAAAUCUCGAAGAGCUUAAAAUUAAAGACAAUGGAUUUAAUUUGACGGCGACGACAAAUCUGAAGCAUUGGGACGCUGGCAGUGUUAACUUCCCAAUGCUGAAACGCCUAGUUCUGAAACGAUGCUUAUACCUGGAGGAAAUUCCUAAAGAUAUUGGCAAAAUUUGUACGUUGGAGUCAAUAGAGUUGCAUAACUGCAGAAGUUCUGUUGCAAAAUCCGUCAAAGAAAUUCAAGAAGAGCAAGAGAGCAUGGCGAAUGAUAACCUUAGUGUUCGCGUCAGCGAGAAACCUUGUGAGAUUCAAACUAUCUCAAAAAAAUACUUCCAAAUCAGUUACAGAAUCAAGGCACCAUCCAUAGCAUCAACAAAUAGAAGAAAAGAUCGAAGAUUUGAUGAUGCUAAAACAAAGGAAGUCUAG
This is a messenger RNA of Nicotiana tabacum (common tobacco), 1506 nucleotides long. The record is from RefSeq and is a predicted model, not a curated record. Lineage: Eukaryota; Viridiplantae; Streptophyta; Magnoliopsida; Solanales; Solanaceae.